Molecule: messenger RNA, 531 nt
Organism: Staurois parvus
Lineage: Eukaryota; Metazoa; Chordata; Amphibia; Anura; Ranidae
Source: the annotation of a GenBank genome assembly
CCAUCAGAGUCCCUCCCUACAUCAGGGUCCGCAUCAGAGUCCCUCCUUACAUCAGGGUCCCCAUCAGAGUCCCCCCUUACAUCAGGGUCCCCAUCAGAGUCCUUCCUUACAUCAGGGUCCCCAUCAGAGUUCCUCCUUACAUCAGGGUCCCCAUCAGAGUUCCUCCUUACAUCAGGGUCCCCAUCACAGUCCCUCUUUACAUCAGGGUCCCCAUCAGAGUCCCUCCUUACAUCAGGGGUCCCCAUCAGAGUCCCUCCUUACAUCAGGGUCCCCAUCAGAGUCCCCCUUACAUCAGGGUCCCCAUCAGAGUCCCUCCUUACAUCAGGGUCGCCAUCAGUGUCCCUCCUUACAUCAGGGUCCCCAUCAGUGUCCCUCCUUACAUCAGAGUCCCCAUCAGAGUCCCCCCUUACAUCAGGGUCCCCAUCACAGUCCCUCUUUACAUCAGGGUCCCCAUCAGAGUCCCUCCUUACAUCAGGGUCCCCAUCACAGUCCCCCUUACAUCAAUGUCCCCAUCAGAGUCCCCCUUACAUC